GGAUGUGCUUGCCAUAAUCGGCUGUCUUCGCGCUUGAAUAACCUGUCCCAGUGUCUGAGGAAAAUUGUUACACCUUGCUCCACUCAGAAUUGCAUUAGUUGAUUUUGCUUGACCAGCAAUGAUUUCAAAUUAAUAGCACUAUUUUAGAUAGCAAAGGGGUGGGUUAUGUGUGACAAUACAUAUCAAUGUGGUCACACCAUAUUAUGUCCCUUGCUAAAUGAGAACAUUAAACCUAGAAGACAACUACCUCAGUGGAAACAGUAUCGCAAGUAGAGCAUGGAAUUCUGCAUUUAGUUGACCGUGAAAAUCCUCAAAUUACUGUUUUGGUGGAUUGCGAAGGAAUGUCACGUUUGAGAUUUCCCACUCAAAUCAUGAGAUCAUGUUUUGCUAUUUUUCAAGAUCACUUCCCAAAUCGGCUUGGCUUUUUGUUUGCCAUACGGCUUCCUCCAGAUGUUCGAGUUAUUGCACAAACUUUUAUUCAAGUUCUGAAGCCCGUCACUCGGCAAAAGUUGAAAGUUGAAGGGGAGAUGUACCAGGAGGUUCUCAUGGAGAACUUUCCCACACUCCCAUCAUAUCUUGGUGGCACUUGCAAGUGUAUAAGAUGUUCAAAGCUCAGCAUUCGCAAUAUGGGACCGCCUCAAAUGAAUGAUGUGGUCAGCUGUGACAACAUGUCAUCACCUCAUCCAAGCAAUAUGACCAAUACACACAUGAAUGGAAAUUAUGAUCAGGUUUUGCGAUCUGCCAUAGUAAGCAUCCUCAUGCUCUGGGUUCUGAUUGCUCUUCUUGCAGGAAUAUAUGAUCCUGAAAGCAGUCCAUUUUUACCUUCCUAAGGUAACGAAAAGUGACCCUUUUCAUUUCCCUUUUCUCUCUCUCUUGCAUAUAAUAAGUUGCAUCAGUUUUGUACUUUCUACUCUUUCGAAUGUCCUUACAGAAAUCAGAUGAGAAUAUUAUUUUGAGGUUGAUUUCCUCAGGGUUUUUUUU
Messenger RNA from Camellia sinensis, 981 nucleotides. NCBI's taxonomy places the organism in Eukaryota, Viridiplantae, Streptophyta, Magnoliopsida, Ericales, Theaceae. The record is from RefSeq and is a predicted model, not a curated record.